This is a messenger RNA of Tarenaya hassleriana, 1451 nucleotides long. RefSeq lists its product as uncharacterized. Gene Ontology annotation, molecular function: ubiquitin protein ligase activity. Lineage: Eukaryota; Viridiplantae; Streptophyta; Magnoliopsida; Brassicales; Cleomaceae. The record is from RefSeq and is a predicted model, not a curated record. Bases 606 to 1226 code for a protein of 206 amino acids. Gene Ontology annotation, biological process: protein ubiquitination. The transcript is spliced from 6 exons. Gene Ontology annotation, cellular component: cytosol.
CCCAUGCCUCCUGUCUGACGCCACGUGUCUCCUUUCUCUGAUAUCCACGCCGCUGUCGUCUGCUGUAUCCUCCAUGAAGGGCAGUGACACUCGUCACAUCACCGGUAACAGGUUUUUAGAGUCUCUUUUUUGUUUGGUGGAGCCACGUAAUUUUAAAGCAUAUCCAUGGGCGUUUCCGUCAUUUCAUAUUUCCCAAACAAAUCUUUCCGUGGUUUUAGAUGCUCGUAUCGGCGUUACGUGUUCUGUACGCGAAAUCAGAAAUUCACUCUCUCUCCCUCUCUAGUUAAGUGAGAAAAUUUUCCAAGGAAAUUGGAGAGGGCGUGGGCGUUUCGUGUGGUUAAUGUUGAUUUUGGGCAAGCGGUGAUGGCGUUGGAACAAGGAUUAAGGUUUUAGGGUUUAGGAAUUUGCUGCUUGGUUGAUGGGAAUUGUCGCGGGCGAAGGAAAAAUGCGGAAAUCGUUCAAGGAUUCGCUCAAGGCUCUUGAAGCUGAUAUCCAGUUUGCCAACACCAUAAUGGGUUGGAAGUACGUCACUCAGUCCAUUGCGUUACGCAACCCGUUUCAGGGCGUCCGAGUAUCCGGACGAGUACGAUGGUGCGUGCCUACAGAUGAGAUUGACCUACAGUCCAGUUGCUCAUCUCUUCUUCUUCCUGCUUCAGUGGACUGAUUGUCAUUUCGCUGGUGCUUUGGGAUUGCUUAGAAUCCUUAUCUAUAAGGCAUAUGUGGAUGGAAAUACGACAAUGUUGCUGCACGAAAGGAGAGCUAGUAUAAAAGAAUUCUAUGAGGUGAUAUUUCCGUCAUUGUUGCAACUUCAUAGAGGGAUCACUGAUGUGGAAGAAAGGAAACAGAGGGAGAUAUGUGACAAGAGAUACAGAAGGGAGGACGGAACAGACAAGGGGAAAGUGUCGGAGAUUGAUGUGGAGAGGGAAGAAGAGUGCGGUAUUUGCUUGGAGGUGCGAAGCAAGGUGGUUCUUCCCACUUGCAACCACUCCAUGUGUAUGAAAUGCUACAGAAACUGGUGUGGUAGGUCGGAGUCGUGCCCGUUCUGCAGGGGGAGCUUGAAAAGGGUGAAAUCGGGUGACCUGUGGAUAUACACAGCCACGACGGAGAUCGUGGAGUUGCCGGCCAUCUACAGGGAGAACCUGAAGAGGCUGUUAAUGUACAUCGAUAAGUUGCCUCUCGUUUUCCCUCACCAAAGUCUCGUCUCUUAUGAUCCCCUCCCUCCCUGACUGUCCUCUUCUCCACUGCAUUCAUCACUCUCCUUUUUCUCUUAUUUGUGUCAUUUUGUAUAUAUAGUUUGUGUGUUUCUCUCUCUCUCUAGCCCUUUUUUUAACCAAUUUCCUCACGAAGACAUUGGUUUCUUUCUCCACCUCAUUUGGAUUUGUAUAUAAUGAUUAUGCCAAACUUCAAGACUUGUGUAAUUCAAUAUUUACACUUGUUGAUUUUAUUGUAUC